Messenger RNA from Rhodamnia argentea, 1629 nucleotides. Its product is annotated as serine carboxypeptidase-like 25. The record is from RefSeq and is a predicted model, not a curated record. Gene Ontology annotation, molecular function: serine-type carboxypeptidase activity. Gene Ontology annotation, cellular component: vacuole. The coding region runs from base 128 to 1588 and encodes 486 amino acids. NCBI's taxonomy places the organism in Eukaryota, Viridiplantae, Streptophyta, Magnoliopsida, Myrtales, Myrtaceae. Gene Ontology annotation, biological process: proteolysis. The transcript has 8 exons.
GGUUGAUAUCAUUUAUUCUCUCUCUCUCGCACGCACGCAUCGAACAGUAUCAAGAACACGAACGUGCCCGAACUUGUAGCGGUUUGAGCCUCUGCCUCCGCCUCUUCUUGGUCGAAAAAGGGCCAUCAUGGCUAUGGACAGCGGAAGGGGGAUGAUGAUGAUGGCGUUCAUGGCCGUCCUCGUGGUCCUCAUCUCGAGCCUAAACGCUACGUCUGGCCACGUUCAGGAAGCAGCGGCGGCGGCGUCGUCGGCGGCAGCAAAAGAAGGAGAAGAAGCCGAUCGCAUAUUGUCUCUUCCAGGGCAACCGAGAGUCCCGUUCCGGCAGUUCUCCGGGUACGUCGCCGUCCACGAGGCCGCCGGUCGAGCCCUCUUCUACUGGCUCACCGAAGCAUACUCCGAUCCCACUUCGAAGCCUCUCGUCGUCUGGCUCAACGGAGGUCCGGGUUGCUCAUCCGUGGCAUACGGUGCCUCCGAGGAGAUCGGUCCGUUCCGGAUAAACAAGACGGCCUCGGGCUUGUACCUCAACAAGUUCUCGUGGAACACCGCGGCCAACCUCCUCUUCUUGGAAACUCCCGCGGGCGUUGGCUUCUCCUACAGCAACCGCUCCUCCGAUCUCCUGGACACCGGCGACCGCUGCACCGCUGAGGAUUCAUUGGAGUUCUUGGUGAGAUGGAUGGAGAGAUUUCCGAGGUACAAAGGGAGGGAGGUGUACUUGACGGGAGAGAGCUACGCAGGCCAUUACGUUCCUCAGCUGGCCCGCCAGAUUAUGGCCCAUAACUUGAAGCCCAAACACUCCAUUAUCAAUCUCAGGGGCAUUAUGGUAGGGAAUGCAGUGACGGACAACUACUACGACAACAUGGGGACGGUGACGUAUUGGUGGAGCCACGCGAUGAUAUCGGAUCGGACUUACGAGCAGCUGAUGAGCACGUGCGAUUUCCGCCGGCAGAAGGAGUCGAACGAGUGCGAGUCGGUCUACUCGUAUGCCAUGGACCAGGAGUUCGGUAACAUCGACCAAUACAACAUCUACGCUCCCCCUUGCAACUCCUCCGAAGGCUCUGCUGCCUCCAGGCGGCAGUCCAUCCGCCUCCCUCAUCGCCCCCGCCACGGCAAGAUUUUGAGGCAGAUAUCUGGGUACGAUCCCUGUACAGAGAAGUAUGCAGAGACGUACUACAACAGGCCUGAUGUGCAGAGAGCACUCCAUGCCAACACCACCAAGAUUCCCUACAAGUGGACUGCUUGCAGUGAAGUGUUGAACCGGAAUUGGAACGACACCGAGGUGUCGAUCCUGCCCAUCUACAGGGAGAUGAUUGCCGGUGGCCUCCGAGUGUGGGUCUUCAGCGGCGACGUGGACUCGGUGGUACCCGUUACAGCCACAAGAUACUCGCUCGCACAGCUCAAACUGGCGACCAAGAUCCCGUGGUACCCUUGGUACGUCAAGAAACAGGUUGGGGGGUGGACGGAGGUAUAUGAAGGGCUAACAUUUGCGACGGUGAGAGGAGCAGGUCAUGAAGUCCCUCUUUUCAAGCCCAGAGCCGCUCUUCAGCUUUUCAAGUCCUUCUUAAGAGGAAAGCCCCUCCCAAAGUCAUGAACUUUUAUUUGCUAUUUACGAGGGAAAAAACCAAGCAGAGA